CCUCCACAUAACCUUGCCCGCAUAGAGUCGCCUCUCCGUACCUAGGUAGCUCAGGCUCAGGCUCGAGGCUCUGGGCUCUGGGCAUUGAAAGUCCCACCACUGCGACCGCUUCUUGCUCCAUCUUUGAAACCCCGCCAGCCCAGAACAUCAACCGCCCUGGACACAUCGUAGGACUCUACAAGUCUCGAAUCAAGACAGAAGCCCAGACUUCUCGAACUCCUAUUUUACUCCAAGUCAGCAGCGUACAUUCCAGCCUCGUGCGCCGCCUCCUGCACUGCAAUCCGACAGCGCACCCGACUGCACCUAGCUCCGCCCAAGGCACGAACCGUUGAUUCUCUGUCUCGUACCGACAACAAUCCAUCCGCCUUCUCCCACGACAUAACAUCACCUGGCUGCUCGCUACCCACGCGGCAACUUGCCACGAUGGGCGUCUCCGCGCUCCAGGAGCAGCACGACGUCAUUAUCGACACUAUCAAGAACAUUACCCGAGGCGACUGGAAAGUCCUAGUUCUAGACGAAGGCUCCAAGAAGAUAUUGGACAAUGUCGUCAAGGAAGAUGACAUCCUCAACCACAACAUCGCUAACAUCGAGCGCAUCGAGCAGAAGCGAGACAUGAACCCUGAGAUGGACGCCAUCUACAUCCUGUCUCCGCAAGAAAACAUCGUCGAAAUCCUCGUCAACGACUUCGAGCGCCGCAGAUACAAGCAAGCCUACCUCGUGUGGACCGGUGUCUUGGACCCCAGAAUUCGUCGCAUGAUUGACGGCUGCCCGCCCGCCAAGCAACGUAUCGCAGGGUUCGAGACCUUGUCCAUUGACUUCUUCCCUCGCGAGUCGCACCUGGUGACAUUUAGAGACCCCUGGAGCUUCCCCAUCCUCUACCACCCCGCUUGCAACAACUUGGUUGCACGUCACAUGAAAAUCCUGGCCCAAAAGAUUACUGGUGUGUGCGUCACGUUGGGCGAAUACCCCAAAAUACGCUACUACAGGCCGAAAAACCCCCUUCAUGAAGCUGCAGUACUUAGCGCCCAUCUCGCUCGGUUUGUACAGGAAGAACUGGACGAAUACGCGCAAUGGAACCCCAAUUUCCCACCACAGUCGACGAGACCAGCGGGAACUCUCGUCAUCACAGACAGAUCAAUGGACAUUGUGGCACCACUAGUGCAUGAGUUCACAUAUCAAGCCAUGGCUCACGAUCUCCUCCCGAUACAAGACGGCGACAAAGUUACGUACCAUAUGGUCACCAACAGCGGUACUCCGGAAGAAGAGGAGAAGGACAUGGAGCUUUCAGACAAAGACCGUGUAUGGGUGGACAACCGCCACCGGCACAUGAAGGAUACAAUUGAAAAACUCAUGUCCGAUUUUCGAAAGUUCUUGUCCGACAACCCGCACUUCGUCAACGAGGAGCAAGAUACGACGAGUUUGAACGCCAUCAGGGACAUGCUGGCUGGACUGCCUCAAUUCCAGGAGAUGAAAGAGGCAUACUCGCUUCACUUGAAUAUGGCACAAGAGGCCAUGAACAUAUUUGAGAAGCAGAAGCUGCCGGACAUUGCUUCUGCUGAGCAAACGCUGGCAACAGGGCUGGACGAGGACUUUAAGAAGCCAAAGAAUAUCUUGGAUCAGGUUGUGAGGCUGUUGGAUGAUGAUGCGGUUUCGCCCGCGGACCGACUGCGCUUGAUUAUUCUCUAUGUGCUUUAUCGAGAUGGCGUCAUCAUGGAAGACAUCAAUCGACUGCUGGCGCAUUCCGGCUUGCCGCAAAGAGACGGAGAGGUUGCAGUCAACCUUGAAAUGCUGGGCGGACGCCCCGUUCGCAGCGGCCUGAAAGACGUGCGGCCGGCUCAGCCGCCUCUGUUCACCAAGAACACCAAAUCCGCCGAAAUCAGCGAGGAAUACUCGCUAUCUCGCUUCGAGGCGGCGCUGCAGACGAUGCUCGAAGAGCUCAGUCGGGGUACAUUGGACCAAACGACUUUCCCUUACGUGAAGCCGCCGGCAGACCCUAACGAGGAUCUCUUGGCGUCCCAGCAAGGUUCACUGCGCGCAGGCAGGCCGAACUGGGCGGCGGCGGGCCGAAGACCGCCAGAAAACCGGCAGCGCUACAUCGUGUUCAUGGCUGGCGGCGCAACAUAUAGCGAAAGCCGCGCAUGCUACGAAGUUUCAGCCCGUCAAGGCAAGGACAUCUUUUUGGUGACCAGCCAUAUGCUCACACCGCAGCUCUACAUCCGCCAGGUAGGCGACCUGGGCAAGGACAAACGCACGCUCGACAUCCCCAUGGAGCGACCGACACCCCGUGCUCCAGCGUGGGUCUACGAGAAACCCGCCCCUCCGCCCAACCCCAUGGCGCCACGGCCUGCUCCAGGAGCACCAGGACAACCAGCGGGAAACCCUGCUCAAAGAGUGCCGCCUUCGGGUGGUCUUCCAAGCCGGCCUGUGGCCCCGCCGACGGCCCAGAUGAGCAGCAUGGGCCUCAACGCCGCUACGCCCUCAUCGAACGGAGGCAGCGCCUCGCCUGCGCCAUCAGAUAGCGGAAAGCCUCAAAAGCUCGAAAAGGACAAGAAGAAGCGCAACUUCCUAGGUAUGAAGAAGAGCAGCAAGGACAAGGACAAGCAUUGAGGGGCACGAGGAUCUAAUGUUUGGAAACAAACUCAAUAUACAUUCUGAACUUGAACGUUGCACUCCUUUUUCUUUCUCAUUUUGCCAGCGUGGCGUUCUUUGGUGUUGACCCAGAUGGCGCGGGGGGCCCCAUUUCGGCUUACAGAUGUUUGGAAAACCCGAUGACCCUAGUUGAUCGAGAAGGGGGCGACUGGACAGGUUCUAUCGGAGGUCUCCUUCUUAUCCUUGUUCUCUUCCUCUCUUCUUUUUCUCUGGCGUGUUUUUAGAAGGAACAUCAGGCUGUCCAAGUACGGAGUAAACCGUCCAAGGUCAUGAACGAGCGCGUCUGUGCAUUAUUAGUGGGGGGGUUUUUUUUAAAAAAAAAAAUAAUACCGUGCGGUCCAUCAACCAUGUGCU
Molecule: messenger RNA, 3003 nt
Organism: Colletotrichum navitas
Lineage: Eukaryota; Fungi; Ascomycota; Sordariomycetes; Glomerellales; Glomerellaceae
Product: Sec1 family protein
Exons: 5
Coding region: 424-2607 (727 amino acids)
Biological process (GO): intracellular protein transport; vesicle-mediated transport
Cellular component (GO): secretory granule; plasma membrane
Molecular function (GO): syntaxin binding
Source: RefSeq, a predicted model, not a curated record